GCAGACUUCGUAAGAAACCCACCGCUACUCUUUGACCAAAACCAGAUCAUAGUUUUGGCCGGGGCGGUGAUCCUAUACUGAACUGUACAUUUGGAUCUACUACUGAACCACCAUUAAAACAUAUUUUCAAUCGGAACUUAACACAGAAAACUCUAGAUCAACAAUAAUAUGGGAACAGAAAAUAUCUAUUUGAUCACCGUUUGGAUAAUUCUCGCAAAUAUUUGUGCAGCUUUUUCAACUACAUCAGAACCAACAAUAUUUGGUAACAACAACUCCACUAAAUGGCUUGAGGACUACACCGAUAUUGUAACCAAGUUCUCUCUGAGAACUGCUGAGGUACCCGAUGAUGAUCUGUGUUACAUCGUUCCUGGCCAGCAAUUAACAAUCCCAGAAUGUGAAUUCAACCCAGAGACCCAGACAUUCGUGGUUAUUCAUGGAUGGACGGUCACUGGGCUGUUUGAGAGCUGGGUCCCUAAACUGGUUACAGCGCUGUAUGAGCGGGAGCCCAAGGCCAACGUGAUUGUGGUGGACUGGCUGACCCGGGCCCAGCAGCACUACUCCACCUCUGCCGGCUACACUAAGCUGGUGGGCAAAGACGUGGCGAAGUUUGUUAACUGGCUGCAGAAAACAUUGGAUUACCCCUGGGAGAAGAUACACCUGCUGGGCUAUAGUUUGGGGGCUCAUGUAGCCGGAAUCGCGGGCUUCCUCACCGACCAUAAAGUCAACAGGAUCACAGGUUUGGACCCGGCGGGCCCGACCUUUGAGUAUGCUGACGCUCACAGCACCCUGUCCCCAGACGAUGCUCUGUUUGUGGACGUCCUGCACACCAACACCCGGGGCUCACCGGACCGCAGCAUCGGCAUCCAGAGACCCGUGGGCCAUGUGGACAUCUACCCCAACGGAGGAACCUUCCAGCCAGGCUGUGACCUGCAGAACACCAUGAAGAUGAUCGCCCUUACCGGCAUCCACAACAUGGACCAGAUCGUCAAGUGUUCCCACGAGCGGUCCAUCCACCUGUUCAUCGACUCCCUGGUGAACGGGCAGGACCACCAAAGCAUGGCCUACCGCUGCAGCUCCAAGGAGGCCUUCAUGAAGGGAAUGUGUCUCAACUGUCGCAAGAAUCGGUGCAACAAGGUGGGCUACAACGUCGUAGCGGUCCGUCUUCCCCGGAGCACCAAGAUGUUCCUCAAGACCCGCGAGAUGAUGCCUUUCAAACUUUUCCAUUUCCAAGUGAAGAUACAUUUCUUCAGCAGUGAGAAACUGAGCUACACCGAGCAGCCUAUGAAAAUCUCUCUGUAUGGAACCCAUGACGAGAAGACAGACAUUCCCUACAUCAUGCCCCAACUGAACAGCAACAGUACUGUGUCAUUCCUACUAACCACCGAGGUAGACAUCGGGGAACUGCUUAUGGUCAAACUUCGCUGGGAGAAAGACGCCUACUUCAGCUGGUCUGACUGGUGGGGCAACAGCAACUUCCACAUUCGCAAAAUCCGCAUUAAGGCUGGCGAGACUCAGUCCAAGGGGAUCUUCAGUGCUAAAGAUGGAGAGUUUGCUUACCUCGUCAGAGGAAAAGACGACGCAGUCUUCGUUAAAUCAAAAGAGGACAACCUGAGCCGGAAAGAGAAAACCAUGCACAGGCUCAAGAUGCAUGGAAGCCACUUCACGCAGAGCACUGAAUGAAGUUGCUCUUGAGUAGAGUUCGCACGGCACCCCACAGCCAAAGCUGAAUGAAGCCUGGGAGAAUGCUGGAGAGAAGACAUGGGAUGUUGGUCUCUGACCUGCAGCGUGUGUUCUGCCUUCAAUCCUGUCACCUUGUCCCCAUGCACAGCCUGCACCACUUAACCCACUGAGCUGGGAGUUAGCUUACGUGCUUCGUGGAGAGUGUUCCAAUUGUCAUGUUCCAAUUGUAACAAUUACUUCUUUUCAUGGUUUAGACUUUGUCCAAUGUUGCUAUAUUAUGUUUUUAAUCCUUUAUCCGUGUUAAUCCAUAUCUAUCGCUAAUACAAAAUCAUAACGAUUCAUUGUUUCAACCUAUACUGGUUAGUUCCAUUUCCCAAUGAUUGACAUAGCUUCUGCAUCAUGCCUAAACCACUGAACUGCCAUUAACACAGGGACCAAAGAUGGUGAUGCUGUCUACUGAUAUUGCAGUGAUCCUCAUAAAUAGAUUUUUUCAAUCAGUAUUAAAGGAGUUGUCGUUGUAGAUAAAUUCCCUGAUUGUUCUUUGAGUGCAUUUGGUUAUUUUGUUAGCCUGCGUCAGUUAGCUUGAUCAUUCAUCAACUAGUCAGACUGGAUAGGUUGUGUUGAAUCAGAGAAGCAGAAGUUGUAUUGCUUGAGUACUUCUACUACUUCCUUAAUAUGUCAAAACUGUUGUGGAAAUAAUGACCAUUAGCCUAUUGGUCAAGGAUAACAUUUUAUACAAUACAUGCAGUUUUUACUUAUGAAAGGUCAAACUAAAUCUUUAAAUGUUAAACACUUACAUGAGCGUUGGCAAACCUGGGACGGCAGCCCUGCAGAGUAACCAUAAUGCAUUCCAAGAAUGUUUCAUAUUCUAUUUAUUGAAUGUACCUGUAUAAAUUUGUAUAUUAAGCUGUAAGAUAUUAUGACAGGUUUCUAUUGCUGCCUUUGUUUUUGUAGAUGAAGCAUUGUGAUUUAACAUGUGCGGCUUUGGACGGACUAAUCUAAUUGGUCGCAAUGCCAGCAGAGAGUCCAUUUACUUCUAUGAACAGAACUUCAGUGAACUGUAUGAAGAAAACACAUGGUCCUUUAAUAAAGGGAAUACAUUACACAUCGUGA
Esox lucius (northern pike) is the source of this 2793-nucleotide messenger RNA. RefSeq names its product lipoprotein lipase (gene lpla). The transcript is spliced from 10 exons. Gene Ontology annotation, molecular function: lipoprotein lipase activity; apolipoprotein binding. Gene Ontology annotation, biological process: lipid metabolic process. Lineage: Eukaryota; Metazoa; Chordata; Actinopteri; Esociformes; Esocidae. The record is from RefSeq and is a predicted model, not a curated record. The coding region runs from base 169 to 1680 and encodes 503 amino acids.